Molecule: messenger RNA, 796 nt
Organism: Vanessa tameamea
Lineage: Eukaryota; Metazoa; Arthropoda; Insecta; Lepidoptera; Nymphalidae
Exons: 4
Coding region: 155-772 (205 amino acids)
Source: RefSeq, a predicted model, not a curated record
UACUUCAGGUUGUUUAUCAAUACUAUUAUAAUUGCUAAAGUAACUCUGUCUGUUUUGCUUUCACGGCUAAACGAACUAAUGUUGAUGAAUUUUGGUACGAAACAAGCUCGAACGGACAAGGACGGAUAUAAGAAUUUAAACAAGAAUUGAUAAAAUGGAUAUUCUAAAUGUAAUUCCCAUUUUUGAAAUUUCUAAAAUAACGUUAGACAAAUUUAAUUGGCUCAACGAGCCAGCCAAGUGGAGCCUGAAGGACAACGAACUGCAUUUGACGACAGACAUGAAAACAGACUUCUGGCAAAGUACUUGGUACAAUUUCACUGUGAAUAGUGGACAUGUUUACGGAGUCGGCAUUUCUGAGGAUUUUACCUUGGAGGUAUGCGUUGAAGCAGAUUUCCACACGCUCUACGAUCAGGCCGGUUUGAUGAUAUACUUGGAUGAAAAACAUUGGCUUAAAGCGGGAAUUGAAUACAACGACGGCCAACCUAUGAUAGGCAGUGUACUCACUAAUGGAGUUUCCGAUUGGGCGACGGGAGUAUUCAAUGGGAAUCCGAGGAAAUUCUGGCUGAGACUAUCGAAAGUCGGCAACGUUGUUUGUGUCAAAUACUCCACAGAUAAUAAAACGUGGCUUUUAUUAAGAUUAUCAGCGUUCCCUGUGUCCGAGAAGUAUUUCGUGGGUCCAAUGAGCUGCACUCCGCAACGAGAGGGCUUGACUGUUAAAUUCAGUGGUCUGACCUUAUCUAAGCCCGCUAAAGAUAUUUUACGUUCAAAUUAAAAGACAAUAAAUACUUUUGCAUAA